AUGGGACAACAGAAUUUGAUCUACAGCUUCGUCGCUCGUGGCACGGUGAUACUCGCCGAGUACACUGAGUUUAAAGGUAACUUUACGUCAGUUGCUGCACAGUGCCUCCAAAAGCUUCCUUCUUCGAACAACAAGUUUACCUACAACUGCGACGGUCACACCUUCAAUUACCUCGUCGUAAAUGGCUUCAGUGAGUCUCUCUAUCAACCCGAACACAACGUUUCGUAUUGUGUUGUUGCUGUUGAAUCUGUUGGAAGGCAGAUUCCAAUGGCCUUCUUGGAGCGAGUCAAAGAAGAUUUCAACAAGAGAUAUGGUGGUGGAAAGGCUACCACUGCUAAACCCAAUAGCUUGAACAAAGAGUUUGGGUCUAAACUGAAGGAGCAUAUGCAGUACUGUGUGGAUCAUCCUGAGGAGAUUAACAAACUUGUUAAGGUUAAGGCUCAGGUGACUGAGGUGAAAGGUGUUAUGAUGGAGAACAUUGAAAAGGUCCUUGACCGUGGUGAGAAGAUUGAGCUUCUAGUGGACAAAACUGAAGACCUUCGUUCACAGGCACAAGAUUUCAGAACGCAAGGAACAAAGAUAAGAAGAAAGAUGUGGUUUGAGAACAUGAAGAUUAAGCUCAUAGUCGCUGGUAUCAUCAUUGCUUUGAUUCUCAUCAUCAUCCUCUCGGUUUGUCAUGGCUUCAAAUGUAUUUAAAACUUGAAAAGAAUAAUUAGAGGAACACACUGAGAGAU
Molecule: messenger RNA, 734 nt
Organism: Brassica oleracea var. oleracea
Lineage: Eukaryota; Viridiplantae; Streptophyta; Magnoliopsida; Brassicales; Brassicaceae
Product: putative vesicle-associated membrane protein 726
Exons: 5
Coding region: 1-696 (231 amino acids)
Biological process (GO): vesicle-mediated transport
Cellular component (GO): membrane
Source: RefSeq, a predicted model, not a curated record